Baudoinia panamericana UAMH 10762 is the source of this 1131-nucleotide messenger RNA. RefSeq lists its product as uncharacterized. The record is from RefSeq and is a predicted model, not a curated record. Bases 1 to 1131 code for a protein of 376 amino acids. Gene Ontology annotation, molecular function: metal ion binding. The transcript is spliced from 4 exons. Lineage: Eukaryota; Fungi; Ascomycota; Dothideomycetes; Mycosphaerellales; Teratosphaeriaceae.
AUGAGCCAUCCCCGCAAAACACCAAGCAAUCAGCCUGGACUAGCUGCACCACAGCCACCAACGCCGGAAGAGCGUUCGAGUUCCGCCGAGCGUAAACGAAGACAUACGGGGUCGAACGAGCCGGGGAGACGACCUUGCCCUUACCCAUACGCAACGUCCGCUACCUCCGGCUCGAGUAGUAGGACCAUCAGACCGGCUGCUAUGAGCGCUGCUUCUGCGCCGAACCAGCCCGGCAGGUCCCUGGAGACGGCGAUAGACCUGACCACUCCGCCACGGCAGCGAACGGCUGUCCCGCCUCGUCUCAGCAGUGUGGAUGAUACGGGAGCGUCAGGGUUGAGCUUGCGGCGAGGCAGCGAUAUCGUCCUGCCCAAAUGGCAGCCGGACUCCGAAGUCACACGAUGUCCAGUAUGCCAGACCGAGUUCAGCUUCUGGUACCGCAAACACCACUGCCGCAAAUGCGGCCGCGUGCCGCCGAACCCGUACGAAGAGGCAGGCCUCUCAUCGCCAGCAGCCAGCGAGCCCGACAGUCCAUUCAGCCGAGCGCUAGGCGGCGGUGAGGUGGUCAGGGUAUGCAAUCCAUGUGUUCCCGAUCCGUGGACACCUGAUGCAGCGCCGACGAGGAGUGCCGGACCAUCCACUCAAAUGCCAGUACCACCACCACCACCACCCCCCCGCCGUCAGAUCCGCGAGGAAGACGAGUGUCCCGUCUGCGGCAAUGAAAUGCCCCCCGGCGAGCAAGUCCGCGAAAAGCACAUCCAAGAGUGCAUCGCGACGCGUUUCAGCUCCACGCCAUCCACCUCCACAGCUGCCCAUCCGCCACCAAUCCCACAGACCUCCACGGGCGCAGAAGCUGCUGCGUCGACCUCAGCGCCUUCAGACGCGGCUUCUUCCCGUCCGCGAUCAACGAGUUAUCGUCCGAGGGGCAUGUUCGUCUAUCGCGCUGGGGAGAAGGAUUGCAUCGACGACUCCGGUCAACAGACCGAGUGCGUCAUCUGCUUUGAGGAGUUCCAACCGGGCGACGAGUUGGGACGGAUGGAAUGUUUGUGCAAAUUUCACCGCGCGUGUCUGAGGCAGUGGUGGGAUACGAAGGGGGUUGGCAAUUGUCCGACGCAUACUUUGCCUACUGAAUAG